CAAUCACGAGGCACGUUUUGUUACGUACGACUGUUUUGCAAUUCCGCUGUAAAUAAACGAAUGACAGGGUCGUCGCUCUGAGUGUUAGUCAUUCGCAUAUCUCUGAAUUAACGCAGUGUACCCGAGCACGCUCGUGUAUGUGAGGCUGCCGCAACGGCGUUGUUCCCACUGAUUUGUUGCGCUUCAUCGUUGUCGUAACGUUGACGCCACUCAAGGCAACACCGUGGCCAAUGCCACAGCCUGUAUUCGCAAAGAGAUUUUGACUGGCCAAGUGAGGAGCAUUCAUGGACCCCCCGGCGGUAUACACGGCUGCGCCCGAGUUGCACAAAGACUUGGUGGAUCUUGUCUGGGGAAGACCUUCCAAUGGAGGAGUGUCUGCCUCAAUCUUCCGAAGAUGGACUCAAGGCUUUGUCUUCUGUGAAAAUGAGCAGUCAGCACUGGAACAGUUUGAAGGAGGACCCUGUGCUGUCAUUGCUCCGGUGCAGGCUUUCCUUUUGAAGAAUAUCCUCUUUAACCGUGAAAGUUCCAACUGGAGACAAAUAUCAGAGGAGGACCAGAAAACAGCCUUGUGUUCGACACUGAGUGAAAUCUUGGAGUCUGCUUGUUCCAGCCCCUCCACGGGGUUCUGCCUGGUCACUUGGGCGAAAGGGCAAAGUCCCCCCAAAACCACUCAAAUGGGAACAUUAUCAUCCACACAAGCGCAAGACAUGCCAGAGCCAGAGAGCAGCCAGCCAGCGCAGGAGCUACAACCAACUGCCGUGGCUGUCGAGGACCUGGGCUUUGAGCAUUUUCACAGUGUUCUUCAAAAACACACUUUUAUGUCAACGUCGGAACUUAGAGAAGAGGUGCUCUCUCUGUUCCACACCUGGAGGGGGAGCUGUGGAGUCUUGCUUUUCCUCUAUUCCGUCAUCCUCACGAAGGGAAUCGAGAACAUAAGAAAUGAGAUCCAGGAUACAAUGGAGCCCCUCAUAGACCCUGUGCAUGGUCAUGGCAGUCAAAGCCUUGUGAACCUCCUCGUCACUGGUCAUGCGGUGUCUAAUGUCUGGGAUGGCGAGAGGGAGUGCUCUGGCAUGAAGCUACAUGGCAUUCAUAAACAAGCAUCAGUUGGGUUCCUAACACUUAUGGAGUCUCUACGUUAUUGCAAGGUCGGGGCAUUCCUAAAGUCUCCGAAGUUUCCCAUUUGGAUUCUUGGCAGUGAAACCCAUCUGUCUGUGUUUUUCACCAAGGAGAUGUCCCUGGUGGGUCCAGAGGCUCCCUCUGAACAGGCCAGAAGGGUUUUCCAGUCGUUUGACCCUGAAGAUAAUGGAUUCAUCUCCGAGUCUCUGCUGGAGGACGUGAUGAAAGCCCUUGACCUUGUCACAGAACCAGAGUACGUCAAUAUGGUGAAGGGUAAACUGGAUCCAGAAAGCCUUGGGAUUAUUCUCCUGGGUCCGUUCUUACUGGAGUUCUUCCCUGAGCAGGACUCGGGGAUCCCAGACUCCUUCACCGUCUACCACUACAACGGACUCAAGCAGUCGAACCUUAAUGAGAGGGUGGAGUACGUGGAAGGCACAGCUCUGGUGCUCGGCUUUGAAGACCCCAUGGUUCGGACGGACGACACCCCAGUCAAGCGUUGCCUGCAGACCAAGUGGCCGUACGUGGAGCUGCUGUGGACCACCGACCGCUCCCCGUCUCUGAACUAGCAGCGAUGGGUCUGCAUGAGCCAGCGAGGACGAUAGCCGACCUCUGCAUGCUGACCCUGUCCGCUCGGCAGACUCCAGGUCUUGUACAACACAGUUGAAUGAGAGAGCAGUUGAGGACCAUAGGUAAAGCCUCAGUUCUGUUUUUUGUUCCCACCUCGUUCUGAGGAGUCGCUAACUCAACGCUUGCGCUACUGUCUCAUACCACGGUUCCUAAAUAGUGACCUAUGAUGUUUGGUUUUCAUGAGAACUGAAUGAGUUUUGAGUUUCUACAGCUUUGCCUCGCUUCACUGAGUCACAUGACUGAAACGCUACUGUUAGUACCGGGACUGUUAGAAGGAGAGAAUCUACCAAAGCCUUCCACUCAAGAACACGCACACUCUCGCGCACACACCGUCACAGUGAGGUGUUUACAGCAAAAUAAAAGGGACCAACGCAUCCAGGAGGUGACCCCUGACCCAAGUGAGGAUGUGCAGACCAGUGGAGUAUGUGGGCUUCAUGCACCGCCUUGACUUGGUUAAGUGCUCAUGUAUUUAUUAUUGCACUUCAAGAAUAAACACGUCUUUGUUCAAGUUUGA
This is a messenger RNA of Synchiropus splendidus (mandarinfish), 2257 nucleotides long. It is a transcript of the gene mindy3, whose product is annotated as MINDY lysine 48 deubiquitinase 3. The record is from RefSeq and is a predicted model, not a curated record. Bases 285 to 1682 code for a protein of 465 amino acids. Gene Ontology annotation, molecular function: calcium ion binding; K48-linked deubiquitinase activity; cysteine-type deubiquitinase activity. NCBI's taxonomy places the organism in Eukaryota, Metazoa, Chordata, Actinopteri, Syngnathiformes, Callionymidae. Gene Ontology annotation, biological process: protein K48-linked deubiquitination. The transcript has 16 exons.